CAUCUGGCCACACCCCCGGGAUCACUCAACAGCUCCGCUUCCUCGACGGUGAUUGGCCACCGGAACUGUAGCUCAGGAGAGGCACACAGGCGGCCAGUCACCGGCGAGGAGGUGGAGCUUGGAGAGGAGGAGCCGAGCAGCAGUGCGAGGAUCAAAGAAGAUCGAGUGAGGGAGCUGCCGGAGCAAGUGAAGAGGAGAGCGGCCGGAGAAGGAAGAAGACAGCUGACUGCCAGGUAUGUUGGCUGUAGAUGGGAGAGGGAGGGAGCGAGCCCAGGCUGGAGCAUGGGUCAGCAAGGUAAGUAUCAUUGGUGUCAGUGGGAG
Messenger RNA from Staurois parvus, 321 nucleotides. The record is from the annotation of a GenBank genome assembly. Lineage: Eukaryota; Metazoa; Chordata; Amphibia; Anura; Ranidae.